AUGCAGCCAUGGCUCUGGCUGGUCUUCAGUGUGAAACUGGCAGCUCUCUGGAGCAGCUCUGCCCUCGUUCAGACCCCUGACUCCAAAACACUUCUAACCAGUCAAGCGUUAGAAAUAUCCUGCGAAGCUAAUACCCUCUCUAAGACCUCACUCAUCUACUGGUUGAGACAGCGCCGGGGAUCCAAGGACAAGCGCUUUGAGUUCCUGGUCUCCUGGAACCCUUCCAAAGGAGUUGCUGUGUACGGUGAAGGGGUGAAGAAGGAGCACAUGAUUGUGUUUUCACAUCUAAGCCGGUCCAACCUCAACCUCACAAGACUGAAGCUGGAGGACAGUGGCACCUACUUCUGCAUGAUGAUCGGGAGCCCCCAGCUGAUCUUUGGGAAAGGGACAGAGCUGAGAGUGGUUGAUGUCCUUCCUACAACUGCCCAGCCCACCAAGACGACUGCCCUCAAGAGGAAACCGUGCUCAGUCACCAGAUUAAAGGCCCAGACCGGCAUGACGUGUGGCCUCGUUACCCUCAGCCUGCUGGUGGCCUCCAUCCUGGUUCUGCUGGUGUCCCUGAGUGUGGCUGUCCACUUUCACUGCCUUCGCAGGAAAGCCCGAAUUCGCUUCAUGAAACAGUAA
Molecule: messenger RNA, 624 nt
Organism: Microtus ochrogaster (prairie vole)
Lineage: Eukaryota; Metazoa; Chordata; Mammalia; Rodentia; Cricetidae
Gene: Cd8b
Product: CD8 subunit beta
Biological process (GO): regulation of immune response
Cellular component (GO): cell surface
Molecular function (GO): coreceptor activity; MHC class I protein binding
Source: RefSeq, a predicted model, not a curated record